Perkinsus marinus ATCC 50983 is the source of this 1713-nucleotide messenger RNA. RefSeq lists its product as hypothetical. The coding region runs from base 1 to 1713 and encodes 570 amino acids. The transcript has 4 exons. The record is from RefSeq and is a predicted model, not a curated record. Lineage: Eukaryota; Perkinsozoa; Perkinsida; Perkinsidae.
AUGGUACCGGCUGUGUCCCCGAAGUCCUCCGAUCCAGCAGACUCUCCUGUGAGCUCUCCAUCUAAGCCUGGACGUCUUGGGCUUCUGCUGAGCUCCUACUAUGCCGACAGUUCCUCUGCUGACUCUUCUGGUGAUUCCCGAGACCGCAGCGUCUCGGUUGACUCGGUGUUGCCGUCUAACGAGGUGGACUACGACAGUCAAGGGGUGUCUGAGCUCACCCGUGCAUAUGCGAAGUUGUCUCGAGGGAGUGCCGAGCUGCAAUCUGACCUCCGAAUGCUCCUCUAUGAGAACUGCACUAAGUUCUUAGGAGCCGCAAAGGCUGUUGAAGAGGUCAGUCGGACCACAGGGGACAUUCUAGACGAGACGAAUGGUGACCUUCGAGUGGCUGAGAGAGCCAUCAAGCAGGCCGCUGAUGUAGCUAUUCAAGCUAAGAAGAGCAAUGGAUGCAGCUCCGUCCGAAAGCUAGUCGAUACUAUGACAGAUCUCGACCGAGUACAACAGCUGGAGGCACUACGGCGCUUGCCUGAUACUCUUGCGGCGCAGACAGAUGACCUGACACUGGUAGCCGGCUACAAAGCGAACUGUGAGCAGACGUUGAACACCCUUGGUAAGGAGCUUAGAACUGUCCACGACCUCGAGGAGAAGUGUUUGGAGAUAGUGAAUGCGGCUGAUGGUAGACUCCGUCAUAGAAUAAAGGCUGACUUUGACCUCACUACUGUCGAUAGACUGGCCAUGACUAAGGCUGUCUAUGAUGUUAGUUCUGCAUCCCAGGAGUUUAGGACUAUUGAGUGUAUGAAGCUUCGAGAGAUGCUCAAACAAGUAGCGCCGAAACAGGUGGCUACCAUGUACAUGCCUCGAUACGUUGAAGUCCGAGAUGCCCUGUAUGAGCUCGAUGUCCUCGAGGAGAGCUUCUGCCAAGCCGUUUUGUCCCCAGCUUUGAAACGAGUUGCUGAAUCUUCGGAUAUGGAUGCUAUCACUGGUCUCCUAUCCUUUGCCAGUAAUCAUCACGCGAUAGACGAACGCUGGCGGUCAUUCGCCCGGACGGCAGCUGGGAAGUGGACUGCGGCAAGGCUUGCUGAGGCACGCGAGGAGUGUGUGAAGGUCCAUAGCGAGCGGCCACUGGUUCUGGUCUGUGGCACCCUCUCUACUGGCGCGGCAGAGCUUCUAGACUCCUAUGGCGAGAUGAGCGCAGAGGAGCUAGGCUCCCUCAUGCUCGACGAGGUUUGUAACCUCUUCGAGGAAGAGUCCAUACCAACGUGGAGGUCUGCCGACGAUGAGCUCGAAACCAUCGCUCUCAUUGCGAAGAUUAUAAAGCAGUCAGUCGUGGACCGGCUGUCCAUAUCGGUAUGUGCUGGUCUCGACAAGACGAAGCCUGAAGCCGCUGUAACUGGUCUCCUGGAUCACCUGUGUGACGCUUAUGCGACCAAGAGAGGGGUGGAAAUCGCCCAUCUGGAGGAUAGCGAGGAUCGUGCCAGGCAGCUGGCUCAUGUGUCCAAGUCACUCGAUGAGACAUUGGCCGGCCUGGAUAGCAUUCAACCCAUGCGAGUGCUGGGCAAGGUCUAUGAAGCCUUCUUGGAUACUCUGUCCUCCUCGACUACCCCUGAUGGAGUAGGCAUGCAGCAAGAAAUAACCAAGUUGGUGACAGCAGCUGAGAGUGUGCUAGCUAGCGAUGAAGCUUUAGCUGUGGCUGCUAUGGUACAGGACCAUUCGUGA